AUGAAAUCAUAUACGGAGUUAGGAGAUAAAUUAAAGAGGUCAAUUUAGUCCAAUUCGGAAAGAAAUGGGGCGCGCCCAGGAAUUCGCGAAGGAGGUGCCAAUAUUUCGGUUGGUAAGCGUGCCCUUGGCGUCUCCAUCCUGACCGCCCUGUUUUCCACCCUUCACUGCUCACGCACAGACGCACUCCACCGACCACCGUCUCCACGCAGGUGACGCAGCGGCAGCUUUCUACGAUUCGCCGGUUCCGCCUUCGACUUCGGCGAUCACCGGUCGGCCUUCUAAUUCCAGGACUUCCAGAGACCAGAGUUCCGGCCUUCGACUUCACCCAAUCAGCCGUCGACAUCGGCCACCAGCACACAACUCCAGCUUCAACUCUCCAAGCCAGAAAGCCUUCAAGAGUUCUGGUCAGGCCAGUAAGGUGAUGCAAGGAUGUCUUCAGCGGAUAUGAUACAACAGGAUCGGAAAGCAGCUGAGAUUGACAAAGUAGAAAUCCAUUCAUCUUUCAGUCCAGAUAACGAUGAGGAUGACCUGUGGUACGUCGAUGACGGACCAUCAUGUGGUGAUCCUUUUGAAGAAGCAGACGAUGCAUCUGAUUUGGAAAGGGAGUGGAAGAGGAGGCAUGAUCAGUUCCAUAAUAUGGGAUAUCGUGAUGGCCUUAUAGCUGGAAAAGAAUCUUCAGCACAGAAAGGGUUUAAUGCUGGUUUUAUAGAAUCAGUACACAUCGGAUAUAACUGGGGUGUGCUCAGAGGUGUAAUUGGGUUAGUAAGAGAAACCAGCUUCAUUUUCGUGCAUUGAACAUUUGUAUUGAUAUAGCUCUCUCUCUCUCUCUGAUUGAUGAAGGAGUCUGGCGUGCCUUCCCCCUGAACUGCAAGAAAGGUUGAUAACAGAGGAAAGUAGAAUGAAGUUCCACAAAUUUCAAGAAUCUCUACAGGCUGUUUCUGCUGUGGAGGAUGCAUUGAAGAUGUUCAAUGAAUCCCACCUGUCAAAGAGAUCGGCAGGAGAGCAAAAAGGUGAGACCGUUGAAUCUUCUGAUGAUUGUUUCCAUAAUUACCAAUGUGAGUUUGAAUCGCUUAUCCGUGAGCUGCCUGCAAUUAAAUUGCUUUCAAAAGCAAACUACUAGUGUAUACCUACCUUUAUCAUACUUGAUUGUGCUGUGUUGUGUUUUGUCCAUCACCAAAAUAUUUCUGCCGCAAGAUUGUUUGCAGUUUCAACUAUUACUUAUUGUCUCCACUAUCAAGUGUCAGUGAAUGUUUGAAAACAUAGGCUUUUUCCGCUUCUACUUUUAUUUUUAACUUAUUACUUAUCACUAAUAUAAUCAUAUUGGACCA
Cuscuta epithymum is the source of this 1328-nucleotide messenger RNA. NCBI's taxonomy places the organism in Eukaryota, Viridiplantae, Streptophyta, Magnoliopsida, Solanales, Convolvulaceae. The record is from the annotation of a GenBank genome assembly.